GGGAGAGAGUGUAAAAGUGGGAGAUGGAGUGUAACGAGUUGGCUCUUAUUCGUUUGAUUUGAUUUGAACCCGUUCAGGAUACGUUUUGUUGGACAAUAUUUGGCGUUAUUCUGCCGGGAUCACGACGAAAGCAGCAGUAGCGGCGAUGCAGCGCGAGGAGGUGUCCGCGAGAGAGGAGUUCACCUACAGCCACAUGUCCUCGCUGGAAAGAGGUGGCGGCUCACUGGGGAGGAAAGGGAGCAGAGGAUUGGACAGGAGGGAGCAAGAAGGCUCAGAGCGGGACAGCUACACUGUGGACGUGAGGGCCAGUGACCUGCAGCUGGCCCAGCCGGAGCCUCUAAAGCACCCCUGCUUCAGCUACAGGGCCUGGCUCUACAGCGUCCUGAUAGGGGGCAGUCUUCUCAUCACUUCUGGAUUCUCUCUGUACCUGGGCAAUCUCUUUCCUGUUGCCAUGGACUACCUACGCUGCGCUGCAGGCUCUGGCAUUCCGGCCGCCAUAGCGAGCUUUGCCAUUGCCAAAAACAAACGUGUUGCGGUGUCAGAUUUCCAGGUGAUCUAUGUGUCCACCUUUGCAGUGACGACCACCUGCCUGGUUUGGUUUGGAUGUAAACUGGUCCUCAACCCUUCUGCUGUCAAUAUCAACUUUAACCUCAUCUUGAUGAUUUUACUGGAAGUGCUGAUGGCCACAGCUGUCAUCCUGUCAGCUCGCUCUACAGAGGACUGCUGCCGCCAUAGGAAGUCUGAAACAAACGAUCAAUCUUUGGUCUCAACUCCGCCGGUCUUCCCUACUCGUCUCCUCAAAGCGUACUCUGUGAUUGAAGUCAUCGUGGGAAUCUCUGCGGUCUUCGGAGGCAUCAUUGCACUCAACAUGGACGCUUUGCUUCCCGGACCCUACUUGUCCGUCACAUUUUUUUGGAUCCUUGUAGCUUGUUUUCCAAGUGCAAUUGCCAGUCAUGUUGUAUCCGAAUACCCCAACAAAUGUCUGGUGGAGGUGCUGAUCGCCAUCAGCAGCGUGACGUCUCCUCUGCUCUUUUCAGCGUCCGGCUUCCUCUCUUGCAGUGUGAUCAGCUUUAUUGACAUUUUCCUGCACGAUGUGCCCACUGCCAAGCAAUCCUACGACAUCUUGUUGCUGAUCCUGCUGGUGUUACUGCUGGUGCAGGCAGUUUUAAACGCAGCCACCGUGGUGCACUGUGCCUCCUACAAGAGUCGGCUCCGCACCAGGGUAACACAACCCUGUGACAACAGAAUGGGAACCUCCAGCCAGUACUGUGAGCAAUCAUCCAAUGGAGUGCUACAGAAUUUCAACAAAGACAGAGCAAGGAAGGCCGUUAUGGUGCAAAUGACUCAAUGAACCCUUCUAUAAAAAAGACAACUUUGCUUGUAAAUAAAAUGUGGGACGUAGAUUAAAAAAAUGUAUUCGUCUUGCAAACGGUAUUAAAUCUGUUCAAUUAGAAGAUAGCAAUUGAAUGGGUGAACAUUUUUAGCUCAACAGUGGUACCUCGGUUUUGGUACACCCCACUCUUAAGUGAUUAUGCUGAAUCGAGUGCCCAAACAAAGAGUCUCACGUGUUAGUGACUCAGUCUGUGCUUUUUUUUGGGUACGACUGCAAAAAAUGACAAUGUGGGGCCCAAGAAAGUUGCAAGUGUCAGCACUUCUGAAUUCAAAGUAUGAAGUCAUCAGUCAAUUCAAAAGUGAUGUUAACUGUUUGUUAAUACAAUUAAGUUUUCAUGUAUAUGUAUUUUGCAUUGAUUUCUGCAUGUAAAACUUUAAUUAUUUUCUAUCAAAUUUGUUUUGUUUCAAUAUUUUUGGGUGUCUGGAACAGAUUUAUUGGCUUUGCAUCAUUUUUUGGGGGGGGAAAUGGCUUCAUUUUUUUGUACGUUGAACAGUGCCAUGAUCCCACGUGACAGUUUGAACAUUAUUACUAGCUUUCUAUAUUUUAUAAUAUUUAUUGACCAACACCUUUAUUUUUUGUUCUACUUCUUGUCUGCCUUUGUUUCCCAGACACCUUACUUUUGGCUAGUGCACCUGCCCCCAGUUUGCAAUUAGGAUACUCACCUGCUGGCAAUCCCUAAUCAUUACUUGCACUUCGCCUGCCGUCUCCGCAUCCUGGGAUUGGAGACCAACACAGAAUGUAACAAACCGCUUAUUAAAGAUAACCGAGGUACCACUGCAGCAGUUGUUUUUUUUUGGAUUUUUUUUUUAUAGAUACACACCAAUUGUCUCUGCUGAAGUUUUAGUUUUUAUUUGUUGGCUUUUGCAUAGUAAGGAUCCAAUCCAAUUGUGUUUAAAUUGCAUCUUGAUCCAUUUAUUGUGUUGGAACAGCAGGGUUGUGUAUAAUAAAGACAGUUUGCACUUUUUAGAGAUCA
Messenger RNA from Entelurus aequoreus (snake pipefish), 2366 nucleotides. RefSeq names its product modulator of VRAC current 1 (gene mlc1). The coding region runs from base 146 to 1351 and encodes 401 amino acids. Gene Ontology annotation, cellular component: endoplasmic reticulum; cytoplasmic vesicle; plasma membrane. The transcript is spliced from 12 exons. Gene Ontology annotation, biological process: regulation of response to osmotic stress. Lineage: Eukaryota; Metazoa; Chordata; Actinopteri; Syngnathiformes; Syngnathidae. The record is from RefSeq and is a predicted model, not a curated record.